Humulus lupulus (European hop) is the source of this 1282-nucleotide messenger RNA. RefSeq names its product peroxidase 64-like. The coding region runs from base 63 to 1019 and encodes 318 amino acids. The transcript is spliced from 4 exons. Lineage: Eukaryota; Viridiplantae; Streptophyta; Magnoliopsida; Rosales; Cannabaceae. Gene Ontology annotation, biological process: hydrogen peroxide catabolic process; response to oxidative stress. Gene Ontology annotation, molecular function: heme binding; peroxidase activity. Gene Ontology annotation, cellular component: plant-type cell wall; plasmodesma. The record is from RefSeq and is a predicted model, not a curated record.
UACUUUCCCAUAAGCAAAGCUAAAAGAGAGACAGCAAUCACAGUAGUAACGGAGUUCCAAGUAUGGCUUUUGGUGUUGCACUCUUCUCUUCACUUCUCAUCCUUUCAGUGUUUUUCUCAGGGGUUCAUGCACUCGACUGGAAUUAUUAUGCAAAAACUUGCCCAAAUGUAGAUUCAAUCGUCACUAACGCGGUCAAGGCUGCAGUUUCCAGAGACAAAACUAUCCCUGCCACACUCCUCCGGAUGCAUUUCCAUGAUUGUUUCAUAAGGGGUUGCGAUGGUUCGGUGUUGUUAGACUCGAAGGGGAACAACAAAGCUGAGAAAGACGCGACACCAAAUCUUUCUCUGCAUGGAUUUUUUGUCAUUGACAAUGCAAAGAAAGCAGUGGAAAAGGCCUGUCCUGGUGUGGUGUCUUGUGCUGAUAUAUUGGCUAUGGCAGCAAGGGAUGCUGUUGUGUUGUCUGGGGGUCCAAACUGGUAUGUGCCAAAAGGGAGGAAAGACGGGAGAAUAUCAAGGGCUAGUGAAACCAGCACAUUGCCAUCUCCAGCCUUCAACUUAGCUCAGCUGCAGCAGAGCUUUGGUCAAAGAGGUCUUUCAUUGGAAGAUCUAGCAGCUCUUUCAGGAGCGCACACUCUAGGAUUUUCCCACUGUGCCUCGUUCCAAAACAGAAUCCACAACUUCAGCGCCACACACGAUGUUGACCCAAAUUUACAUCCAACUUUUGCAUCAAAGUUGAAGGGUAAGUGUCCACUUCAUAACAAGGCGAAGAAUGCCGGUGUCCCCAUGGAUCCUUCUUCAAAAACUUUUGACAACACCUACUACCAGUUAAUCUUGCAGAGGAAAACCCUCUUCGCUUCAGACCACUCUUUGCUUGAACUUCCUAAAACUAAAGAGCUGGUUUACAGGUUUGCUAGGUCAAAGAAUGACUUCUGGCAGGCUUUCGUGAAGUCCAUUACUAAGAUGGGUAGCAUCAGUGGUAGUGGACAGGAAAUUAGGAAAGAUUGCAGGGUAGUAAAUUAAGGGUUUUUUUCUCGGUUGUGGUGAAUUACUGAGAUCAGGGGUAAUCAUAAAAUUGAUCUUUCUGUAAUAAGAGGUUAUGUGAACAGGAAUAACACCCUGUUGGACGAUGAGAACUAAGCUAUUUUGUUAGUGAUAAAAGUACUGAUAUUCAAUAUUCCAAUGUCAGGAAUUAAAAGGUUUAUAAAACCAGUACUGUAAAAAUUUACAAAGAUGGUGAAAAAUGAAGUUAUAAAAAAAAUAUUAUAUUCCUAUGUUAUCUAUAA